CUGCCGACGGAGGAGGAGUCUCUCCCCUUCGGCGCCGACGGGAAGGUCAACGCUCAGUUCUCAAAACGGAUCCAGGCAAAAAUCAAGGACCUUCUGCAACAAAUGGAGGAAGGGCUGAAGACGGCAGAUCCACAUGACUGCUCUGCCUAUACUGGCUGGACUGGUAUUGCCCUCUUAUAUCUACAACUGUACCGUGUCACGAAAAACCAGAGCCAUUUGCAGCGAUCUCUCGAUUAUGUGAAGAGAAUCCUUCGCAACCUGAAUGGCAGAAGAGUGACUUUCCUCUGCGGCGACGCGGGGCCGCUGGCGGUGGGGGCUGUGGUUUAUCACAAGCUGAAAAAUGACAGCGAAUCUAAAGAAUGUGUUGCCAAGUUGUUGCAGCUCCAAAGGACAGUCAUAAGCACAGAUGCCGAACUUCCAGACGAGCUGCUUUAUGGCAGAGCAGGUUAUCUAUAUGCCUUGCUCUACCUGAAUACUGAAAUUGGUCCAGACACCGUCCCACAGUCUGUUAUCAAAGAGGUAAUAGAUGCUAUUAUUGAGUCGGGGAAGAACUUUUCAAAGGAGGAGCGGAAGACAGACCGUUGUCCUCUGCUGUACCAGUGGCACAGGAAGCAAUACGUUGGAGCAGCCCACGGCGUGGCUGGGAUCUAUUACAUGCUCAUGCAGCCAAUUGCAAAGGUGGACCAGGAGACCCUGGCAGAGCUGGUGAAGCCCAGCAUUGACUACGUGCGUCAUAAAAAAUUCCGAUCUGGGAACUACCCGUCGUCCCUGAGCAACGAGACUGACAGGCUGGUUCACUGGUGCCACGGGGCCCCCGGAGUCAUCCACAUGCUCAUGCAAGCUUAUAAGACUUUUAAAGAGGAUAAAUACUUGAAAGAUGCUAUGGAUUGUAGCGAUGUCAUCUGGCAGAGAGGUUUAUUGAGAAAAGGAUACGGGAUCUGCCAUGGCACUGCUGGCAAUGGCUACUCCUUCUUGUCUCUCUACAACCUAACUCAGGACAAAAAGUACCUCUACCGAGCUUGCAAGUUUGCUGAAUGGUGUUUGGAGUAUGGUGCACAUGGAUGUCGCAUUCCUGACCGGCCCUAUUCUCUCUUUGAAGGCAUGGCUGGAGCUAUUCACUUCCUCUCAGAUAUUUCAGUACCCGAGACUUCCCGGUUUCCAGCGUUUGAACUUGGACCUCAAAGGAGGGAAAACAAAGUGCAACAGGACAGCUAAAAGAUCGUUUUGAAAGGAAACUGAUGCCAAAAGAGAUGAGACUGCUUAGUGCCUCUGAUACUGAACCAACUCGACCCUGAACCGACGGAUGGAUAAAUCCCUUUUCUCCCCCUGCCCCGCCUCAAAGGACCGUGAAGUCAUUAGAGCAUGAACAGGAGAAGCCACAUUUAAGUUCUGUUCAAGUGAUACCUUCAGACGUAGGACCAGAGAAGUCAAGUUUUGAACUUUCUCUCUUCUGUUGUAUUUGUCUUCUUGGGGUCUUUUGACAUGCUCUGCACGUUUAUUGGUGUUGUCUGUUGAUUCCAGUCCUUUGUUGUUAGCAAAAAGCUGGUCUCCGUGUGGAUCCCUGUCCCGUCCCUUCGCGCAUGGCUCGCCACGGCGGCGUCGCUUUCUGCAGCCUGGUUCCCCACAGAGUUCCACCUUAACGCCAGAGAGUUUGCUGCAGGACGCUGCCCAGCUUCACUGGGGAGCUGGUGACUUUCAAAAGAGGUGAAAAACGUUUCUAUGUUCAUAUUUUUCUGUGUUUUUUCUCCGUAGUCCCUAGAAGCUAAGGUGACGGAGAUGAGCCAUUUUUUGAUGAAGAAGUAGGAGCCCAUCUCAGUUUUCAGAAACGCAGCAGGUUGGAAGGGGCCCGACUUGUCUUUUUCCUGCUGUUGUGGGGAGGUUUUUUGGAAAGCCCUUUGAUACCUGCACCUGGUGAGCGUGAUAGGCACUUCCAGCAGGGGUGGAGAUGGUUGUCCCCACCUCUGCAAAGCCCCGUCCCACGGCAGGAGCUUAACAAACUGAAGAUGGAGUCACCCAUACCGACCUCCGAGAGCAGAGCAGAAAAGCCCAAUGUGCUUUUCUCCUCUCCCCUACCUGGAUUUGUAAUCAACGUGUCCUGCAGCACCUAGUGAGGGAGGGCACCAGGGCGGUUUGUCGGUGGUGACACUUGCUUCCUUCUGCCCCACGGGCCCUUCCCUCCCUUUCCUCACCCGGCUGCGUUGAGCACACGCAGUGGGAUGGGGAGUGAUCAAACACCAGCUGCUUCUGGAGGCUGCAGAAGACGUGAAACCAUUGCUAGAGCCUGUCAUUGGAGAGGAUUCCAUCUUAAAAAUCCAAACAGACAAAGCCCUUAGAUUUAACUGUCCUGCUGGCGCUUUGCUUCCCCCUGGCAGCGUUGGUGGGGUUGGGAAAUACUAGACCUGCCUCUAAGUCAUCCUGGGUAUGGAGCUCUUGGUUUGGGAGGAGAAGUGGGACACGCUGUAAGUACACUUCCAGCAGGCUUAUGUAUUCCAGAUAGUGUGUACCCUUCCUGCUUGGGAAAGGUGGGUAAGUGUAACACGUACUCACCGGCUCAGGCUCCGUUGUCCUCCUUCCCCCAGCUUCUCCAUCUCCUUUGUCAUUCCAGGUGCUUAUUGAUGCCUUCUAUCGGGUACAGGUGUGACGGGUGGCAGAGACUUUGACCUUUCAGGCGUGCGUGGGGAGAUCCGUGACCCACGGGACCAUCUCCUGAGCCCCAGUGGUUGAGGGCAAGUUUGGAGAUGCGUCGUUGCUCCUGCAUAUGGUGGCAGGUGACUUCCUUGAACUUCUGUAGCGGCUGUUGCCAAAUCCAUUAGGAUGUUCAUCAUCUCCACACUCAGUUUUGCUGGGGAAGGGCCAGCAAAACAGCAAGAGCCAGGGGACAACUUAAUAUCAUAGUGUAGCUCCUCUGCUGGUUGUUCAGGUAGGACUGAAACACAGAAGGCUUUUCCACCCCUCUUGGCAAAGGGGAGGAGAUGAGUUGAGGGGCACCAAACCCAACCAGGAACGAGGGAAAAUGCUGGAAGGCCAUGGGGCUGAGGGAAGGGGCUGGGGUGAAACAACCGGGAGCGGAGCGGCAGAAAGCGGAGGCAUCGGUGAGGAAGAGGAAGAGGCAACGCAUAGAAUGGACCAGUAGAGGCCAUCUCAAAUGAGAUGUUCCCCCCCAGCAAGCACACUAAGGUCUAAUUCUGUGUUUUGUUUCUUCAGCCUGUGGAAGAUCCUGCCCAUAAAUAAGCCAGGGAGGAAACGGGCCCAGAGUGAAGUCUCUCAGAACUCCUAGCACAGCAGGUAGACACCAACCCUGGUCCUGGUUGACAUCAUCUUGGCCUCUUCUUUCCUUCCCCUCCACUGUGACUGCAGAGCACAUGGAGGGGGGGGGUUUAACAGGGAAGAGGCUCUCCAGGUCUGCAGGAACCGCCUGCAAACACCCAGCAGAGGCCACAGGCCUUCCCAGCAGACCCAAGCCCACGGUGGGGUCACUAGGCAGGUACUGUCACGGGGUUAUUACGUGCCUUCUUGGCUGCUGAGCUUGGGAUGGCACCUGGGGGAGGUGAGUUGGGCUGGUUGGAAUGAAAACUUGCUGGUUUAAAAAAUAUAUAGGUGUCUACACACUUAAAAUGGCUUAAUAUUGAGCAGAGGUCCGUGAUGCACCUGUGGAAAUAAUGAGCAAGGUGGCUUCCCAGCUCCUUCCAUACCCCAGCCAGCCUUCUGCUGCCCUGGGGCCUGGCAGCAGCUUUCUCCACAGAAUCCUCUGGGAAUUGAGAAAGGCUGGAAAGUUAACAUUAUGGAGCCGGGAAGCACCUGCCUCAUCUUCCUCAUGUGACUUCCCCCCGUGGCUCCCUCCUCUCCGUUCCUCACAGCGCCGUGGGCUCUAGGUCGCCCAGUAAGAAAGGUGAAAAAAAAAAAAAAAAAUACACAUUUCACCAAGGCGUCAUUUCCAGGAAUCACCUCGAACUAAAAAUGUGGAAAAAAUGUCUUAAUUCUUCCCCGGUUUGCUUUGUCCGUGUGUGAUAGUCCCAUCUGUUGCAAAAAAGCAGUAGUGUUAAAAAUGGAGAUGCUCUUCGGGCAGAAAAAGAGGAAAAAAAAAAAAAAAUAAUGCUGAUGUUUUGUUCUUUGGCUUUAUUAGUAAAGAUCAAGCUGUGUGGUGGAAA
Messenger RNA from Calidris pugnax (ruff), 4148 nucleotides. RefSeq names its product LanC lantibiotic synthetase component C-like 2 (bacterial) (gene LANCL2). Gene Ontology annotation, cellular component: plasma membrane. The record is from RefSeq and is a predicted model, not a curated record. NCBI's taxonomy places the organism in Eukaryota, Metazoa, Chordata, Aves, Charadriiformes, Scolopacidae. The annotation marks the transcript as partial. The transcript is spliced from 9 exons. Gene Ontology annotation, biological process: peptide modification; carbohydrate metabolic process.